Messenger RNA from Cajanus cajan (pigeon pea), 1607 nucleotides. The record is from RefSeq and is a predicted model, not a curated record. Lineage: Eukaryota; Viridiplantae; Streptophyta; Magnoliopsida; Fabales; Fabaceae.
AAAAUUCGAUAGUAAUAAAACGACCCUUCUGCAAAUUAGCCACCUGCAAAUGAAAAGUUCCAAACUUUCCGCACCAAUCCUUGGUUAAAUUCCACCCAGUUUUCUUUCACUGUAAGCACCCAUCAUCACUCCUCAUUUCCCCCCCCUUCUCUCCUAAGGGGGGUGUCACUUUCUCUCUCAUUAAUUGGGGUGUCACAGUUUUCAAUCCUUUUCUUUAUUUCUUGUUAUCUAUGUUAGUUUUGUAUUGUAUGCUGGUUGGUGUCCCAAUUCAAUAUCAGAUUUCGGGGUUCUUAGGGCCUUGACAUGGCUGCCAGAAAGGCCUGUGAGACAUUCUCAAAAUCAUUGAUUGAGGAAGUGAAUAGAUGGGGUUGCUUGAAGCAAACCGGUGUGAGUUUGAGGUACAUGAUGGAAUUUGGGUCCAAACCUACUGAUAAGAAUUUGCUGAUUUCUGCUCAGUUUCUUCACAAGGAGCUUGCCAUUAGAAUUGCCAGAAGGGCUAUUGAGCUUGAGAAUCUUCCCUAUGGUUUGUCUCAAAAACCUGCUGUUUUAAAGGUUAGGGAUUGGUAUGUGGAUUCUUUCCGUGAUAUCAGAGCCUUCCCUGACAUCAAGAAUAUGAUCGAUGAAAGAGAGUUCACUGAAAUGAUCAAGGCCAUCAAAGUGAGACACAACAAUGUGGUACCCACGAUGGCUUUGGGUGUUCAGCAAUUGAAGAAAGGUUUGGAUCCAAAGAUAGUUAAUGAAGAUCUUGUUGAGAUUCAUCAGUUCCUCGACCGCUUUUACAUGUCAAGAAUUGGAAUCCGAAUGCUCAUUGGGCAGCAUGUUGAGUUGCACAAUCCCAAUCCUCCUCCCCAUGUUGUGGGUUACAUACAUACAAAAAUGUCUCCUUUGGAGGUGGCCAGGAAUGCCAGUGAGGAUGCACGUGCUAUAUGUUGCCGUGAAUAUGGAAGUGCCCCUGAUGUACAUAUUUAUGGAGAUCCUGAUUUUACUUUUCCGUAUGUUCCAGCUCACUUGCAUCUUAUGGUAUUUGAGUUGGUUAAGAACUCGCUGCGUGCUGUCCAAGAGCGUUUUAUGGAUUCUGAUAAAGUUUCACCUCCCAUUAGAAUAAUAGUUGCUGAUGGGAUAGAGGAUGUUACCAUAAAGGUCUCAGAUGAAGGAGGUGGAAUACCAAGAAGUGGUCUGCCAAAGAUUUUUACAUAUCUAUAUAGUACAGCCAGAAACCCUUUGGAUGAGCAUUCGGAUCUUGGAAUAGCUGAUAGUGUGACAAUGGCUGGAUAUGGAUAUGGACUUCCUAUUAGUCGCCUAUAUGCUCGGUAUUUUGGAGGUGAUCUUCAAAUAAUCUCCAUGGAAGGAUAUGGGACUGAUGCAUAUCUCCAUUUGUCUCGUUUGGGAGAUUCACAAGAACCUUUGCCUUGAAAGCACCUUUCAGCCAGAGUUACCCUUAGUAACUCAAAGUAAUAUUGUGCCAAGGAAAAACACCAUUGUUAUUGCUAAAAAGGACUAUUUGGUUUCAAUUAUUUGACAUUCUAAUAAUUUGACAGAUUUCUUGUAAGUAUGUCCUUCAUAAGAUUGUGCAAUGGUGAUUGGUGUUGACCCCUUCUUUGCCUUCA